Molecule: messenger RNA, 2502 nt
Organism: Lactuca virosa
Lineage: Eukaryota; Viridiplantae; Streptophyta; Magnoliopsida; Asterales; Asteraceae
Source: the annotation of a GenBank genome assembly
CCAGAAAGCUACCUCCGAAUCAAACUUUUAUCCAAAAUUGUUAAACUAUUUUUUCUGGGUAACCGCAGGGUAUCAUGGGCAAGCGCCGGCGCCGGACGACUUCCUCCACCACAUCUUCUUCGUCUUCUUCGUCUUCAUCGACCAAUACUUCCUCUCCUUGUUCCGAUACUAUGCAACAGUUGGAUGCUCAGCUCCUUUUCGGGAUUAUGCUUGCUGCUCUUUCGAACCAUGAAUUAGGAGCCACAUCAGAAGGAACCCUAGUUAUCCAAAAAGCCCUAGACCACCUUCUUCUUUCCCUCCUCUCCAAAUCCCCCAAUUCAGUCAUGCAGUCUCAACAAACCCUACACAUUCCUUUAAUCUCCUUGCUCCCUGUUCUCCUCAAUUCCAAGUGCUCUGUGGUUGCUUGUUCUGGUUUGGAGACAGUGGGUGCAGCUUCCCUGUUCUCAAUUGAGAUGAAUGAACAAAUUGCAUCGGAUGAAGAAAUAGUUAAGGGGUUGAUUACAGCGGUGACAAGUUCUAGGAGGAGCGUAGCCAUGGCAGCUUGCAAUGCCCUUCUUGACUUGUUGACUACUUCCGUUGGGCGGUGUAAAUUACUGGAAUUCUCUGCCAUUGACAAUCUUAUUCUUUGUUUCCUUCAGGUCCCUAAAUCUUCAUCACCUCCAAUUUCCCUAAUUUCAGACAAAGUGGGGAAUAAAACUUGCUUCAAAAUAGGAUUUAUGGAAGAUGAAUACCCUAUAUUACUUCUUGAUCUUGCAAUUACUCUCAUCAAUGAUUGCACACUUGAGCAGCUAGUGAAGAUCCCAAGAGAACUCCUCAAAGAAUUUAUAAAAUAUUUGUCAAGAAUAUGGGCAAAAGUACACAAACAUACUCUAAUAGAUUCCAAUCAGGAAUCUGAAAAAUUUCUCUAUUCAAGCAGUAUUAAACCUAAUAAUUUAGCUGAAACCUUAUUCAGGCUCUCAAUGGAAGAAGGACCAUUUGCCACAUCAUCCAAGUUCCUAGAUGUUAAAAGGAGUAUCUUUCACAUGGGUCAGAUGAAUUUUGAAUCUUUUAUCAUAAACCACUGGGAAGAAUCACCUUUACUUAUAACUGAAUCCUCAAAUGCUUCAUCACCCGAUAAUAUUUUCAAUUCUUUUCUACAACUUUUCGCCUCUAAAGAUUCCAUUCCUUCAUUUCUUGCUUCUUUGCUUCAAAAUCUUGUUUCUACUCCACCAAUUAGUUCAGAUGAGCUCGAUAUAAUCACCUUUCUAAAAGAAUCAAGAGAAGAAAUCGGUUGCCCUUUAAUCUACCAACAAGAUAUUCGUGUCCUUAAAACCCUCGAUUCUAAAAUAGAAAACCAUUUUCUUCAAGGCUCUUCAAAUCUUCAAGAUAUUGCUUCUAUUUCAAAUGCAUUUAACAAUGGUUACACUUUUGCCCUUCGUGGGAUGGAGUUUCAUUUUCAAGAUUUUGCAUCUAUUUCAGAAGGGUUAGCUUUUCUUUUUGGUCAACCAUCAACAGGGGUAAAUAUGUACUUAACCCCACCAAAUUCCCAAGGGUUAGCUCGUCAUCGUGAUGACCAUUGUGUUCUCGUGUGCCAAAUUCAAGGAGUUAAAAAAUGGAAGGUUUUUCCCAAUUUGGGUACACUAUUACCUCGUUUAUAUUCACCUCUUGAUGAUUGUAUAGAGGGUGAAAAUGAAAAUGAAAAUGAAAAUGAUAUGAUGGAUGGAUGUAAAGAGUAUUUAUUGAGAGAAGGUGACAUUUUAUACAUUCCUAGAGGCUUUCCUCAUGAGGCAUGUACCAUAGUUGAUGAUGUCAAAGCAAAUGAAGAUGUGGAAUACUCCUUGCAUCUUACUCUUGCUAUUGAGAUUGAGCCUCCGUUUGAGUGGGAAGGCUUUAUUCAUGUAGCACUCCAUCAUUGGUGUCAGAGAUACAAAAUCUCCAAUCACAAAUCUUUCAAACAUUCAUCUUUGAAUCUUGAUGACGUGGCAAUGCACUUAAUGCACAUUGCAAUCAAGUCCAUUGGUGACAUUGAUCCUACAUUUCGAAAGGCUUGUUUGGUUGGUGGAAUUUCAUAUCAAUCAGUUCCCCAAAUCUGGCUAAAGACUCACCAACAGUUACUUUUCAACCAUUUGAUCAGUAAAAUUAAUGCCGAAAGUAAUUUUAAGGAUAUUGCUUCCAAUGUUCUUGGAAAACACGAAGAUAUAUUUGAAAAUUUUAAAUGGCUCGAUCAUCUUGACAAGAAAAGGCCCUCAAUUGAGAUGGAAGAUAUGUUUCAUUUACUAAUUCAUGAAAAGGAAAAAGUUGAAGCUGUUUUCAUGAUGAUAAAGUCUGAAUUCUGUAACAAGGUGGUAUUACUAUUUGAUGAUGUGGUAUGUUGUUAUAAUGAGCUAUUGGAAAAAUAUAGGAGGAUGCGAAAACAAUACAUCAAUGGAAUGUUGGCUUUGAAUUGCAGUUGCUAAUACAGGCUGUUUGUUUCAAUAUCAAGAUAUAUCAAUGUACUUUCCAAACAUUUUUUUUGUUAUGGCA